AUGAAGACUUGCUUGAAUACACAAUUGUUGAACAAAGGAGGAAAGAGGUUUAGACUUUGUGUUAGGUUGCUACACCAAACCAUUGCAUGGGAGCCGAGAAACAUCGUUUUCCCUCCAGCCCUUUUUGAGAAGGACAGGAGAUUUCUGGAGAGUGUACGAACACAUACAUUGACGAAAGUGGUUUGUGCUGAGGAGUGUUACGUUACAUACAGUAAUGCGUUUGAUAAGAUAAUAGAGGACGUUACUGCAUACAAGAAUAUCCUGACUUUGAUCAAACAGGAAUACGAGGCGUUUAUUGCCAGAAUCAAGAAUGGCCAAAGGAAUGCAUUUUUUCUUCAUGGUAGAUUAAAAGCCUUGGAAUCUGAGUCCACAGCUCUGUUAUACUAUAGGAAAAGAGCAAUGGAGCUUGAAAAGAAAAUAAAAGCUAUUCAGAAGAAUUCUGCAAAAAUUAAAAACGUAAUAUUGGAAAUUUAUAAUGUAAGAAAGGUACCCUCAGAAACCUUUGGCACCUCAGGGAAAACAGCACAUCCUCUUAAGCCCAUCCCAGGCCUGAGUGUAGAAGAAUCACUCAGCUUGGAUUCUCUUUCUAAACAUCUUGCUCAGUUAGACAGACGGGUGCUGGAAUUGAAAAAAGAAGGGGGAAAAAAGUACGUCCCUCGGCAGAAAAAGACUAUGUUAGAAUAAGAACUCCUGCACUUACUGGCCUUACAAGAUACUGCUGAAGCAAAGAGAGAAAAGCUGAAGCUCAGAUAUGCUAAAAUUUUGUUAGUUGCAAAUACUAUUUCUGCCUGGGCAAAAUCGGACAAGAUUGUCACCCUGCAAGAUCUCCUCUGUCAGAUCAUGAAAAAUAAAAAAGAUGAAAGAGCUCUUGAUGUACCUAGUAAAAUGGCUGAAGAUUCACUGGAAUAUUUUGAAAGUUUCAGUGAAUUACUUUCAAGAGAUCAGUAUGGUGCCGCAGCAACUUAUGCAGUAAACUCUCCUAGGGGAAUUCUCUGUAAUGAAAAAGCUCUGAAGUAUCUUAAAUCUGUUAGCUGCCUUAAAGGAAGAAAUCUCUCUUUGCUGAAGUAUUUUGACACUCUGCUAAACUCAAGUACUGCAGCUGGACACCUUCCAAAUUCAGCCAUAACUCUGGAAGCAAUCAAAUGUGCAUUGUCUGAAAAGCAAUUAAAUCUAGUAACACGUUGGGUUAAACAGCAAAGGUUAACCUUUUCUGAGGCCGUAGGAGAUACUAUUUAUGACUACGGGAAAGUGGAACCAAGCAACGAGUCAAAAUGCCUGGCUUUGGCCCGGGUCGCGUAUGGUCAGUCUGGCACACACAAAGAAGUUGCUCUGUGCCUAUGUAAACGGGGACGAAUUUCUGGAGCAAUGGAUUAUAUUCAGCAACUGGAGCGUUUCUCUGUAGAUGAUUACUUCUUUCUGUUGGAAAGCUGUCCUAGCACUGCAUGAAUUUGCUGUCUCAGUCAACAGUGGAUUAGAACCCCGUUUCCAUCUAUGGGGGCUACAAUCCUGUCUUUUGUCUCAGCCGAUCACAAAAGGCAUGGUUUUGAGCUACUGGAGGAAAUGAGCAAGAAAAAUGCGUUGGAACAGGUUAUUCUAAAUGAUACUGUCUGUACUUUGGAAGACUGGAGUAAGAUAGCAGUUGUUUGUGCAGAAAAUAAGCAUGAGAAGUUAUCUCAGGAAAUCGUGUCGAUUCUCACCUCACAGGAUGGAGUGUUUGAAAAUUCGCCACUUGAAGGUGAAAAAGAUGCAAGGAUAAAGAAUGGAACACCUUUUCUGGUAGUUUUUCUAUGUAACGACAGAGGGAGCUCUUACAGCAGUCAAGCGAAGAAGCCUUCUAGCUCUUUGUAUGAACCGUAG
Aptenodytes forsteri (emperor penguin) is the source of this 1857-nucleotide messenger RNA. It is a transcript of the gene CLHC1, whose product is annotated as clathrin heavy chain linker domain containing 1. NCBI's taxonomy places the organism in Eukaryota, Metazoa, Chordata, Aves, Sphenisciformes, Spheniscidae. The record is from RefSeq and is a predicted model, not a curated record.